AUGACCUCGAUUUUCGACUGUGUGGGAGACUGCACGCUAUGCCUCCCGAGUGACAACAGCACGCACGUCGACGACUCUGCCACCCCCAGCAGACGGAGAUGGGAGCAGGAGAGAGAGGCCGAGUAUGGCCAUUCGUAUGCCUCCAGCGGGCAUUCUUCCGGACAGGUGCGCUAG
Messenger RNA from Ectocarpus sp. CCAP 1310/34, 174 nucleotides. Lineage: Eukaryota; Phaeophyceae; Ectocarpales; Ectocarpaceae. The record is from the annotation of a GenBank genome assembly.